Molecule: messenger RNA, 4522 nt
Organism: Scatophagus argus
Lineage: Eukaryota; Metazoa; Chordata; Actinopteri; Scatophagidae
Gene: slc4a2a
Product: solute carrier family 4 member 2a
Exons: 21
Coding region: 917-4264 (1115 amino acids)
Biological process (GO): bicarbonate transport; monoatomic anion transport; regulation of intracellular pH
Cellular component (GO): apical plasma membrane; plasma membrane; basolateral plasma membrane
Molecular function (GO): monoatomic anion transmembrane transporter activity; solute:inorganic anion antiporter activity
Source: RefSeq, a predicted model, not a curated record
GAGGAAACAUGGAUGGAGGGAUGGAGGGAUGGAGAAGGUGUUGUGAUUACACUUUGUCAAAUUGUCUCUUAGACAUUUUCUGUUGAUGUGUGUCCACCUGUCUGACCUCUAUCUGUCUUUACAAAGGCAAAAGUGGACAUCAGUCAGGACGUCACCACUGGGGACACUGAGCAGACCUGUAAUGUCUCUGUGCUAACUGAGCACAUUUAUAGUACAAUUGUUAGGUCCAUUCUAAGCUUCCGCUCUGCUAUAAGGACGUUCUACACUGUGGGGAGACAGGCCAGGAGGUGGAGCUGUUUCUCUGUUGUCCAAAGCGUGGAUGCGUCCCAUGUAAACACAACACACCAGUGUGUUACCUGCCUGUUACCUGUCAACUGACAAACCUCCAGCAACAAACAGCUCCUAGACCAGAGACAGUCCACCUUCACUUCAGACAGAGCAGAAAAACUGUUUGUUGGUCUGUAUGUCUGUCUGUCUCUAGAAACACCUCCCUGUCUGCCUUUUCAUAUCACAGACACCUGAUGUGCUGACUCACCUCUCUCUGAUGUGCUGACUCACUCUGCUUCUCUGGCUCCUCUCAGUCCUCUCACUCUGUGUGACCUUUGACUCCUCAUCUGAGUCUUCCUCUCUCAGGUUACAGUGCGCAGUAAUGACAGCAGGAAAUCAAAACUGCGAAUAAAACUGAACAUCUAUGUAAAACCUUUCCUUUUACUACUUGUAUGAUGUGUUGGUGAUGUAAGCACAGCAUUGGGUGACACUGACCAAUAGCAGCACAGUGUCUUGUGAUGUUGGUUCAUCACACUGAGGAGGGAACAGGUGAUGUUAAACGUGUAACGCUCUUAACCCGCAGUGCUUCUUCCUCCAGUUUCUGCUGCCUGAACAUCAGACACUUUGACCUCUGACCCCUGAAGGAGCCAUGAGCCAUCAUCAAAGCUCUCUGGGUCCUGGUAACACCCUCAGUCCAACCGCAUCUCUGCCUUCUCCUUCUCCACUUUGCCACAGUGAUGAAGAGGAGGAGGAUCUGAACAAGGCCUUUGAUGUUCAAGGUUUUCAGCAGAUCCUUUGUCCUCCAGCUCACAGCCCACUGGAGAAACACAGAGUCUAUGAUGAGCAAGACUUUGAAGAUCACCGUCACUUUUCUCUUCAUGUCCACCAUCCUUUGUCCAAACCGUCCACUGACAGCAGGAGGAAGAGGAUCAGCGAGAGUAGGUCGGAGGGAAGGCGAGGCUCUGCCCCUAACACUGCAGCCACUAUAGAAGAAGACCAGGAGGAAGAUGAAUGUGAGGAGGAGUCAUACAAUGAAGAGGAUGAUGGACAAACGACCAUGCUGGCCAGUGACCCACCCACCAUCUCGACCAAUCACAAAGGCCUCUCAGCUGGUUGCAUCACGACACCUGAUGACACAGACGAGGCUGAAACUCUGAUGUCUGUUGACCUGGAUGGCAUCAAGAGUCACCGAUUGGAUGACAUUCCAGCGGUUCGACGGCACCUGGUGAGGCGGAGCUCCAAAGGGCCGAUUGUUCACAUCACAAAGGAGCAGAUCAGCAGCCGAGCACAAUCGCAACUCCACCACCUCCACCUGCGACCAGACCGUACGCCUCACGAGGUGUUCGUGGAGCUGAAUGAGCUGGUGAUUGACAGGAACCAGGAGCUACAGUGGAGGGAGACGGCUCGAUGGAUCAAGUUUGAAGAGGAGGUGGAGGAGGAGACAGAGCGCUGGGGGAGACCUCACAUCCCCUCUCUGUCCUUUCGCUCCCUGCUGGAGCUCCGCAAAACCAUCUCCCACGGGGCGGUGCUCCUGGACUUGAAGCAGAAGACCCUGCCAGGGAUCGCCCAACAGGUGGUGGAGCAGAUGGUAAUCUCAGAUCAGAUCAAAGCUGAAGACCGAGCCAACGUUCUCAGAGCUCUGCUGCUCAAACACAGUCACCCCAGUGAUGAGAAAGAUCAAAGCUUAUUCAGCAAGACCAUCUCUGCUGCCAACAUGGCCACCCUGAUAGACAGACAAAAUGGUCAAGAGCCCGCCAUCAAUGCGACUAAUCACAGAGAGGCUGACGAAGAGACAAACAAGAAAGAAGCCCCACCUCUCUGUCACUCCAGAUCCAAACAUGAAGUGAAGCUGAUGGAGAAGAUUCCAGACAGAGCCGAGGCCACCGUCGUCCUUGUGGGCAGUGUGGGCUUCCUGGACCAGCCCUCCAUGGCGUUUGUGCGGCUGCAGGAGGCAGUUCUGCUGGAGUCUGUGCUGGAGGUUCCUGUCCCUGUGAGAUUCCUCUUCCUCCUGCUUGGCCCACCUACUGCCAACAUCGACUACCACCAAAUUGGACGAUCCAUCUCUACCCUCAUGUCAGACAAACACUUCCAUGAGGCAGCGUACCAGGCUGAUGACCGCCAGGACCUGCUCACAGCCAUCAACUGCUUUUUGGACUGCAGUGUCGUUCUCCCGCCCUUGGAGGUUGGUGAUGACGAGCUGCUCCACUCAGUUGCUCGCUUUCAACGAGAAAUGCUUCGAAAGAGGGAAGAGAAGCAGAGCGGCAAACUGCAGGAGAAACAGAGCAGCAUUCCGCCAGAUGAAGAUUCCCUUGUUCCCUCCAAAUUUUGUGAUGAGCCCCUGAGGCGUUCGGGUCGUCUUUUCGGAGGGCUGAUCAAAGAUGUGACUCGACGCUACCCUCAGUACCUUAGUGACCUUGGAGAUGCUCUGAACCCUCAAUGCAUGGCGGCCAUCAUCUUCAUCUAUUUUGCUGCGCUGUCGCCUGCCAUCACCUUUGGUGGACUUCUGGGUGAGAAAACAGAGGGUCUGAUUGGUGUGUCGGAGCUGAUAGUAGCCACGGCAAUGCAGGGCAUUGUGUUCAGUGUGCUGGGCGCUCAGCCAUUGCUGGUGAUUGGCUUUUCUGGACCGCUGCUGGUGUUUGAAGAGGCCUUCUACACUUUUUGUAAAGACAACGGGAUCGAGUAUCUGACAGGACGGGUGUGGAUCGGCUUCUGGCUGGUGCUCAUUGUUCUUCUCACUGUGGCCUUUGAGGGAAGCAUCUUGGUUCGCUUCGUCUCCCGUUUCACUCAGGAGAUCUUCUCCUUCCUCAUCUCUCUCAUUUUCAUCUAUGAGACCUUCGCCAAACUAGUUAAGAUUUUUCAGGAGCAUCCUCUCCGAAACUGUUACCGUGGAAACAACACACUUUCUCUAUCUCUGUGCAACAACACUUUAGUCGCUGGGAAUCCUGGGAAGGUUGUUGGAGAACCAAAUACAGCCCUGCUGUCUUUAGUGCUCAUGGCGGGAACUUACUUCAUCGCCUUCUACCUGCGCAAGUUCAAGAACAGCUCCUUCUUCCCUGGCAGGCUCCGUAGGAUCAUUGGAGACUUUGGCGUCCCCAUUGCUAUCCUCAUCAUGGUGCUGGUGGACUAUAGUGUGGAGGACACCUACACCCAGAAACUGAACGUGCCCAGUGGAUUCUCAGUGUCCAGUCCGGAGAAACGUGGAUGGCUGAUUUCUCCUCUGGGGUCAGACGGGCAGUUUCCUGUGUGGAUGAUGGCCGCCAGCAUCCUGCCGGCCAUCCUUGUCUUCAUCCUCAUCUUCAUGGAGUCCCAGAUCACAGCGCUGAUUGUCAGUAAGAAGGAAAGGAUGCUGGUGAAGGGAACGGGUUUUCAUCUGGACCUCCUCAUCAUCGUGGUAGUUGGUGGAGUCUCAGCGUUGUUUGGAUUGCCAUGGUUAUCAGCUGCCACAGUUCGCUCCGUCACCCACACCAACGCGCUCACUGUCAUGAGCAAAGCGGUUGCCCCCGGAGACAAGCCCCGUAUCCAGGAGGUCAAGGAGCAGAGGGUGACAGGCUUCCUCGUGGCUGUAUUAGUCGGUCUGUCAAUCGUGAUUGGGGAGGUUCUGCGUCAGAUCCCUCUAGCAGUGCUCUUUGGGAUCUUUCUCUAUAUGGGUGUGAUGUCUCUGAACGGGAUCCAGCUCACUGAGCGACUCAUCCUGCUGUUGAUGCCCCCGAAGUACCACCCAGACCACAACUAUGUCCGCAAGGUGCGGACUUUGAGGAUGCACCUGUUCACUCUUGUGCAGCUGACUUGUUUGUCUCUUCUGUGGGUCGUUAUGGCGACGGCGGCGGCGCUGGCGUUCCCCUUCAUGCUGCUGCUGACCAUCCCAGUGAGGAUGCUGCUGCUGCCCCGCCUCUUCACGUGGAGAGAGCUGCAGAGUCUGGAUGCUGACGAUGCAGAGCCUCACCUGGAGGAGAAGGAGGGACAGGAUGAGUACUCUCAGAUGCAGAUGCCUGUGUGACCCAGCAGCAGCCUCGUGAUUGGUCGAUCCGCUGCCUUCAUUAACAUAUGUGAUGUAUCCUGUAGCAGCACUGGGCGGGUGGACUGUACACACUUCUGAGAUCAUGAUUUUAUAUUUUCUGUUUUGGGGAGCGGGUUUGUUUUUGUGAUGAAGUCUGAUGAUUACUGUAUCACACAUCCUGUUUUAAAGAUCACGCUAAAGGAAAAAUGUAUGGCUGUGUUUCGCUUUCUGUCAUUAAAUGCAAAUUUUAUCUUAAAA